GGGGUGUAGAGUAUGGUGUGGAGUUGUGUACCGUUUAUAAACCGGAUGAUAAGUAUAUCUUUAGUUUUCUUUUGCAUCGGUUUCGCGCGCGUUAAGUGCCGUUAAUGAACUGCCUUUAAUGAACCUGGGGAUGGCGAUAUUUAUUUUGUGUGUGUGUCGGCUAAAAUGUAUCUCAAUAGCUCCGCCUACUCGUAACAGUCAUCGACUACCUAAAAAAAAGCCAUGCCACAAAAUAUUCAGGAAAGACUGUAAAUGUCAUUAAUUUGCAGAAGAGCAUCAAACAUGCAUGAUAACAUACAACGAAGUAUCUUACACAAUAUUGACACAAAUCAUUCACGCACCAGAAGACCCAUAAUGCAGUUGUGCCAAGGUCGCCUACUCCAUGCACAGUUUUGUGCUUAUUAGCUGGUUAUCCUCCUUUUCCCGUGGUUGUUAUGUUUUCGAAUCUGUCAGCUGAUAAGAGGAUUAAGAAGCACAAAGCCAGAAGGACGAGGUUGUACUACAUGUUUCUUUUCAUGUCUUGUUUUAGGAGCCACAACCAAUCUGGCUACAGUAACCAGACAGAGCUGCUUUGUACUUUUUCAUUCUAAGGUGAAUGUCACAGAGCCUCAGAUUGAAGCUGGUGACAUUGGUGACUUUAUAUAACUCUUUUAUUAUCAGACUUCCAAUUGUAUGUAGAGGGUUGUGGGCUUCUACCCAAGUAUUGGCAUCAUCACAGAAAUUCACUAGAUGGAAUGUAGAAUUCAGCUAUAAGAAGUUUUCUGUGACAUACAUUCCAGACACUUCCAACAAGAUUUUCUUCAGAUGUGUUACCAGUAGUUCACAGUGUAAUCCAGUGUCUUUGGGCUCCUUCAAAGAUUCCUGUAAAAAUACUUCCUUCAUCCAACACUACUGCACUGACAUGGCAGACAACAAAUAUGUUGUGGGUUAUGCUAAACUGGGAACCUCAGGCUGCAAAAAAUGUAAGCAGAAGAUAGCCAAAGGUGCACUCAGGAUUGGAAAACUUGUUCGUAAUCCAUUUGGCAGUGAUGGUGGUGAUAUGAAACAGUGGCACCAUCCCAAUUGUAUCUUUGAUACAUUUCAACGAGCACGUCCAACAACUAAAAAAAUAGAGGAGCCUGAUGACAUGGAGGGAUUUUCGGACCUCAGACAGGAAGACAAAAACAGUCUCAUCAAAUUAAUUAACGACUUUGCCCAGUCAUCUCCCAAAAAGAAACUGCCAAUUUCACCUUCUAAACAGCAAGAUAACAAGUCAGAGGUUAAUGAUGAUGAGCCCAGCACUAGUGGAACAACAUCUGGUGGUAGCACCAGUAACCUGGAUCCUAAUGUAGAGAAGGAUAACUCUUUCCGCGAGUUCCGUCGGCUGUGUGCAGACAUUGCAGAGGAGAGUAGUUACACUAGGAAGACACAGCUGGUCCACAACUACAUAGCCUGGGGUCACAGUGGCACUGGUUUCCAAGGUGAUCUUUACCUUCUGCUGAAACUACUGCUUCCUGGGGUGGAGAAGACAGUCUAUAAUCUUAACAACAAGCAGCUGGUUAAACUCUUCCAUCAGAUUUUUGGGGCUAAUCUGCAAGAGAUGAUUGAGCACUUGGAACAGGGAGAUGUUGCAGAGACCAUACGAUUGGCUUUUGACCAUAGUCAGCUAUUGAUGCCACAGAAGAAAAGCACCCUUAGCUUACAAGAGGUGGACUCUAUGUUGGCCACCCUGGCUCAGUUCACAAGAGAAGAGGACCAACAGAGGAUGCUGACAAAAAUUGCUGUCAGGUGCACAGCCAAUGAUCUGAAGAUGUUCAUCCGUCUCAUCAAGCAUGACUUGAGGAUCAAUGCAGGUGCAAAGCACAUUCUGGAUGGUCUUAAUCCUGAUGCAUAUGCAGCUUUCCAGGCUUCUCGCAAUCUUCGUGACGUCGUGGAGCGUGUCAUGCACAACAAGAAGUCGGAUGAUGAGGGAAAGCCGGGGCCAUCCAGGAAACUGUCGGUGAGAGCAUCUCUGAUGACACCAGUGCUGCCAAUGUUGGCUGAGGCAUGCAAGUCUGUGGAUUAUGCUUUCAAGAAAUGUACCAAUGGGAUAAUGGCGGAGAUCAAAUAUGAUGGUGAACGAGUGCAGGUGCACAAGAGAGGAAAUGAUUUCAGGUAUUUCAGCCGCAGUCUCAAACCUGUCCUUCCUCACAAGGUAGCGCAUUUCAAAGAGUUUAUCCCAAAGGCUUUUCCCAAUGGCACCGAUCUCAUCCUGGAUGCUGAGGUUCUUCUUAUUGACACAACAACAGGCAAGCCAUUGCCUUUUGGUACACUAGGUGUGCACAAGAAAGCAGCAUUUGCUAACGCUAAAGUGUGCCUGUUUGUCUUUGACUGUCUCCUCAUCAACGAUGACAAUCUCAUGGAAAAACCCAUGAGAAAGAGGAGAGAGAUUCUGGAACACAACAUGACAGAGAUCCCACACCGAGUCAUGCUGUCUGAAGUUCACAGUAUCCAGCAACCUGAAGAACUGCAGGACCUGAUGACGAAAGUCUUCAGUGAAGGUCUGGAAGGGCUUGUGCUCAAAGAUGCAAAUAGCUUAUAUGAACCUGGCAAGCGUCACUGGCUGAAAAUGAAGAAGGAUUAUUUGCAUGAGGGCAAAAUGGCUGACUCAGCUGAUCUCAUUGUCCUGGGAGCAUAUUAUGGAACUGGAAAUAAAGGAGGCAUGAUGUCCAUCUUCCUGAUGGGCUGCUAUGACCCAGAUACAGACACUUUCUGCACUGUCUCCAAGUGUGGAAGUGGCCUUGAUGACAAGACACUGGACGAGUUGCAAACGCAGCUGGACAUGGUCAAGAUAAGCAAGGACCCCAGCAAAGUGCCCCCCUGGCUCAAGAUCAAAAAGCAGGUGCUGCCAGACUUUGUGGUGAACAAUCCAAAAACGUCUCCGGUCUGGGAAAUCAUUGGGGCAGAAUUCAGCAAGGCGGAGGUCCACACAGCUGAUGGAAUCUCAAUUCGCUUUCCUCGAAUUCAGAAGUUCCGUGAUGACAAAACUUGGAAAGAGGCAACUGACUUGCCCCGCCUGAAGCUGCUGUAUACAGAAUCAAAGAAUAAAUCAGACUUGCAGUUUCAUAUUAAGCCUCGCAAGCGGUCUGAUGAAGGAAGUGAUAAUGAAGGCAGUGACGAUGGCAAUAAUGAGGAUAAUGAUGAAGACAGUGGUGAAUGGAAGAGGACAUUAUCUAAAGCAUCAGCCCGUAAAAAGGCAGCGAAAAGAAAAGCCUCUAGCAGUGACUCGCCAGAAAAAUCACCAGAAAAAAGGAACAGGCCUACGUGUAAGUAUGGAGCUAACUGCUACAGCUUGAAUCCAUUCCACCGCAGAUUAUUUAACCAUCAAUCACCAGAGCAAUCAGCCAACAAGAUUACAACCUAUUUCACCAAAACAUCAGACUCCCCUUCAUCUUCACCUGCAAAAGGCGGGGUAAAGACUCUGCCUAUAGCAUUUCGUGGUUGCAAGAUAAUCCUGCCUAAGAGCACUGCAGACUUCAGGUAUCUCAGGCGCUACAUCCUGGCAUAUGACGGUGAUCUGCUUCCAGAAUAUGAUGUCCACGUUGCCACACAUAUCGUCGCUACUGACAGUUCACAAGUGCCCGACAAGGGAGAGAACACAGAACUUGUGACACCAGCCUGGUUGUGGAGAUGCAUCAGAAAAGGGAAACUUGUGCCCACAACCAGAUAUAAACCUUCGUGAGGAUCAGAAAAUGUUUUUACAAGUGAGCUGGAAAACCAAAAGGGACGAGAUGGAGAAAGGUUUCAAGGAAAUUGAUUGCAUUUGAUAUACGUGUGUGUGUGUGUGUGUUUGCACGUGUGUGCAUGUGUGUAUGCAUGAGAGAGAACAAGGAUGAUACAUUUGCCUGCAUUGGUCAGUAAUUUGAUUUAUUGUAGAGGAAAUGUUUUCAUUACAAGAAGUAUUGCAUCAUACUCAUUUGUUUUGAUUAAAUUCAAAGUGGCUCAGUCUUUGUAGCAUGUCAUGAAAUAGUAUAAAACUUGUUUUAUGUGGUAGCUUUAACCAUGAGUAGACAAAUCUAUUUGUAUUCAUGCAUGCAUACCGAAGAUGCUGUCGAUGUCAGCUAAUAGAACAGAAAUCUUACCAGCCUUGGAUUUUAAGUUUGUUUUCAACUUCUCUGUGUGAGAGUGACGCAAGGUCCUUGUUACAUUUUUAACCUCUGCCUGUAGUUAUUAUUAAUCUGAUCUUUUUAGGGGAACCGCAAAGGGUGAAUAUCUGCUAAAGUCAACUUUAAUUACUGGCAGAGUGUAGUGGGGAGGCUGUGCACACCCCUGCGUGGGGUGUUGAGCGAGGUUAGUGUUAUGAGCGUUGGUGCGAGCGAGAGAUGGGGAGGAGACGUCCGGGCAUGGAUGACUAUCAGGUACAGACGAAUACAUUAGUGAUAACGACAUUCUCCUGUCACUCACUAGCGAGGAUGCAUUAGCUAGAUGAGGUUCUGUCUCUCACUAGUCAGCUACAUAGAUACAUUAGCGUGAUUACAUCUCUCGUCACUCACUAAGAUUUAGUCUUUAGAGUGGAGUUAUAGUUCACACAGCCCCACUUCUUCCUAAAGAGUUAAAAAGCAGCGGCGAAGAGAGGAAAACGGAGAAAUUUUCGUGAGGGGAUGUUUUCUUUGGAAGUGGGUCCUCCACGUUGCUGUCUGCGAGUUGAUUGGUUGGUGUUCUAGGGGACACGUUUAGAAUUGCCCAUGUUCGAGGCUGUUGGAAAAAUUCUGGAACUGCUAAUGCAACAACUAUGUCGCAUUGUGAAUUUGCCACGUCAGAGAGUUGGAGGCACUGUUGGAACCACAGAUAGUAAAAGAUGUUAGUCGCACGGUGCGUGCAACUGGAGGCCGAUUCAUCGCCGAGUCAGUUAUGUAGGAGUCACGAGGCCGAUGACGUCAGCCCCGACUUGACUUUCUCCAGCCAGUCGCCGAGGAAAGGUGUUGAAGAUUAACUUCUGGAGAAGAGAUGGGAUCUUCACCGGCUGUGACUAACUCGACUCAUGUCAUCCAGUAAUAAUAGCACGAUCUUAACAAGCCUUUUGCGCGUGCACGAUGAUCUGCUAAAGGUUAGUAAAGGUUCGAGGUGUAAAUACACACAUUCUUUUGACAGAAAUUGUUUUACAUAAAUAUUCCAUUGAUAAGGAAGUGUGUCUUCUACUUUUAAAAUUCUGUCAACAUUUCGUUAAGACAGAUUCGCCACUGCACAUGCGCACGCGUCAGUUGUAGCUGUUACUGGCGCCCAGCACCGCCAUCAGGAAGAGCCAGCCAUCUAUGUACAGCCCCACUUCCAUCACCUUCAAGGAACUAGGGAGUGCAGACACUGCUUUGGCUGUGUGUUCUCGUGUCGUGCAAGCCACAAGUUAGCCCGUCUGCCUUAACGAAGCCCAGACGAACCUCCAAGUAUCCGCGAUCACCAUGGUAACCUUUCUCCUCAAGCCGGCAGGCAGCAUUUGCAUUGUUUCCGGAACCUGAUCAGAUGCGGUCAGCAGCUCCCAAAGUAGUAUUGCAGUAGAUAUCGAUGAGCGUAGAUCAGCUCCGGAGAAAAAUAACAUGGAAUUCCGGACCACUUUGCCUUUGCGUGGCAAACGACCAUCUUUUGCGGUAGGAACUCUAUCAGCAUAAACGAUGACCUUACGGGUAGGGUCGAGUGUCGUCUCGCGGAGUCUCGAGGUUUAUCGGCGACGUGGCGUCUCGGAGAUGGUAGCGUGUAGACACGUGGUCAGAACAGCGCUCUUUACGGUGAUCGUACCCGUCACUGCAACUCUUCGUCUCUUGUGGAAACUCACAUCAUCCUUCUAGAAUGGACCGUAGACCAUAAGAUGCAUAACACACAUAUGUAUAUAUAAUGUAUAUUAUUUCCCAUGUCGGUUUUCCUAUUGUCGGUGCUGUCAGUAAUAACUGCCGGUAAUUGUAAUAUCAAUGUUUAGUGUCUUUAGCGGUAGCUGUCAGGUAUCAUCAGUCAGUAAUAACCGUCAGGUGUGAUCAUCGUAUCGGUAGUAAUAACUUUCAGAUAUCAUUGUAUCGUUUGAUACUUCCAUGUAUCACCCUUGUAUCAUCAGUAAUAAUAUCAUCAUUGUAUAGUCAGCAGUUGCUGUCGGUUAUCGUCUUUGUACUCUUAGUAAGAACUAUCAUGUAUCAUUGUAUCGUCAGUAAUAAUUAUCAUGUAUCGUCAUUGUAUAGUCAGUAAUAGUUGUCGGUUAUCGUCAUUCUACCGCUAGUAAGAACUGUCAUGUAUCAUUGCAUCGUCAGUAAUAGCUGUCAGUUAUUAUAUUGUUAGCAGUAAUAACUCUCGGUUAUUAUCAUUGUAUCGUCAGUAAUAGCUGUUGGUUAUCAUCGUUGUAUCGUCAGUAAUAACUAUCAUAUAUCACCAUUGUGUCGUCAGUAAUAGCUGUUGGCUAUCAUCGUUGCUAGUGUUACACCUCGUGAGUAGUUUUGCAUAUGAACUUCUCCUGUUUAUGUAUAUUGACCUCCAUGAACAUACUGAUCAGUUCUCCAUGUUUGAUAGUUUGCUCUUCGCUGUUGUAAUUACUCAUCGUCACUGUUUUAUAUACCAGUCCUCUCCAUGUUUUACACCAGUCUUCACUCAGUAGUUGAUACAUAAAUCUUUACUGAAUGAUUUACUUAUUAUCUUUGUUUUUCAUGUUAGUCUUCACUCCAUUUUUCAUGCAUCAAUCUUCACUCAGUGCUUUGCAUGCACUUCUUUCUCAUUUUUUCUGUCUCUCAUCCACCCACCCUUCCUUCUGUUCUCAUUUAAAUCCAAGUUUGAAUUUUUUAAAAUAUGAGACUGCGUGAGCGUGGGAACAUGAAAAGACAAAAAUGUAAGGAGGGCCAGUGGUGGGGCGUGAUCAACCCUCCUGAUGAAAUGAAUUAAAACUUUAUAUGCAAGUAAACAGAGAGAGAAUAAACCAUAUCGAUCUUCCUUCUAAUAACCUGCGGACCAUGAAAUUGUUAUCAGCUGGCGCCAAGAAAAGUCUUGAAAAUGAGCUUCAUAUUUUAGGCCAGCGAGCUGCCCCAACCCACAUUCAUCAUGUUUUCUUCUCUCUUUUUUUAAACGAGUCUAA
Messenger RNA from Pomacea canaliculata, 7060 nucleotides. RefSeq names its product DNA ligase 3-like. Gene Ontology annotation, biological process: DNA recombination; DNA biosynthetic process; mitochondrial DNA repair. Gene Ontology annotation, molecular function: DNA ligase (ATP) activity; zinc ion binding; DNA binding. NCBI's taxonomy places the organism in Eukaryota, Metazoa, Mollusca, Gastropoda, Architaenioglossa, Ampullariidae. The record is from RefSeq and is a predicted model, not a curated record. Gene Ontology annotation, cellular component: DNA ligase III-XRCC1 complex. The transcript has 22 exons. Bases 596 to 3700 code for a protein of 1034 amino acids.